AUGGGUUUAAUUACUGUGAUCAUAAUUGUAGAAUAGAAAAAUGUGAGCAUGGAGAGAAGAUAGAGAAAUGCAAACAUAAAUGUCAGAAAUGUAAGCAUAAAAAAGAACCAAGUAAUUGCAAUGAAUGCAAAGAAAAUAAAGAAUGUGAACACGCAAAAAUUUAUACCAUAUCUCAAAAGGAUUAUGAUUUUGCACAUAUG
Racocetra persica is the source of this 200-nucleotide messenger RNA. The record is from the annotation of a GenBank genome assembly. Lineage: Eukaryota; Fungi; Glomeromycota; Glomeromycetes; Diversisporales; Gigasporaceae.